AUGAGUUGAACAUGGUUUCUUUGGAGUAACCAAUUUUCAGCAAAAAUGCCACCGAAACGAAAGGGGACGAGAACAGAAUGGGUGCAAUGUACCAUAUGCGAUGCUCUAUUCAGCAGUAAGGACAUCUCUACUCACUGUGAUGUAUGUAAAGACAAUUCAACGGAAGAUGGUGAUCAUGUGGUUAUGAAUGUGAAGCAUGGUCAUAUCCGUGGAACCACGUUUUUUGCAAUUGUGCACACAAGCGUUGACAAAGUUGAUGAAAGGCUUCCUGCAACAAUCAGGCAAGACAUGGUUCAACUGAAUCCUAGUACAAUGAAGAUGUGUGGUAUAUGUAUUGGUAAACAAGUCAUUGUUACAUCAGAUACAGCUUCAUUAAUCUGUACGGCAUGGCCUGUGGUGACAAUACCAGCGAGUUAUGUUGGUAUGAAUGAACAUAUGAAGAAAUUAUACAACAUAAAAUCAGGUGGUUUUGUGUCUAUUGAGAAACUAUCUGCUUCAAUCAUAGCAGCCAAAGAAAUUGUACUUAUACCUAGGGUGGAAUUCAACUUCCUGGACACAGCGAAUUUCCAGGCCUUUCUCCUGAAACAUUUUAAUGAAAAGUUUGUCACCAUUGGCAACAAACUUGAACUGACAUACUUUGGGAAGCCAUGUCUUUUUAAAAUUGUGAAAAUUGUUGGAACUGAUGGUACCAAAGUCUCUCUUGACCAAUCAGAAUUCUUGGAUUGUGAUAACGCCCAGGACAACCAAUCAAGUUCAGCAGCUGUACUAGCAUGUAGCGAUACAAGUGUGGAAAGCAAUGUGCUACUGACGAGUAUAAAUGAGAGUUUGUCAAUGCAGAGUUUUACAGACGCUAAUGGUGAUAACCUAUCAGCAGACCAGUCAGACGAGUCUCCACUCAAUGAAUCUGAGUUGUCAGAUAAAUUUAGUAGUCUAGAUCUUACAGAUAACCAAACAUCCACACCACAACGGACAUCAAACGUGGAAAAAUUAAUGUGUCGCAGGACUUCACCGUCUGAUGUCAGACAAAAAACAAUUCACAAAGACCUCCAUGUCUUCACAAUAUCGAGUGAAACUCGGACAGUGAUGCAAAGGUCUAGUGAUAAAAAUGUGGAAGAGUUAAAGAAUAAAAGAAAAGAAGUUGGUUAUUUCAGUAUCGGUGGCUUGUCAAAGCAGCUAGAAAUAUUAAGAGAAAUGGUGGAAUUACCGUUACGAAGUCCUGAAGUGUUUGAAUCACUUGGUAUUGUUCCCCCUCGAGGUGUUUUAUUAUAUGGACCACCAGGUACUGGGAAAACACUCAUAGCUAAAGCAAUUGCCAAUGAAACCAAAGCUUACUUCACAACAAUCAAUGGACCUGAAGUACUCAGUAAGUUUUAUGGUGAAACAGAAUCUAAAUUGAGAGAGAUUUUCAAAGAAUCUGAAAGACAAGCACCUGCUGUUAUAUUUAUUGAUGAAAUAGAUGCACUUUGUCCAAAAAGAGAGAAUGUACACAGUGAACUUGAGAAACGAAUAGUAGCUACACUCCUAACAUUGAUGGAUGGAAUGUCUUCAGGUAAUUCCACUGGACAUGUCAUAGUAUUAGGAGCAACCAAUAGACCAGAUUCCAUUGAUACAGCAUUAAGAAGACCGGGUAGGUUUGAUAGAGAUAUUGAAAUAUCAAUACCUAAUAUGAAAGAUAGGAAAGAUAUUUUACAGAAGCUGUUACUUCACAUGCCACAUGACUUGACAGACUUGGACAUUGAUAGCAUAGCCGAAUCUGCUCAUGGCUAUGUAGGGGCUGAUCUAGCUGCUGUGUGCAAAGAAGCCGGUCUUCAUGCAUUCAAAAAACACAAGAGACUUGCUGUCAGUGACACUGGAGAAUCCGACAAUACUGUAAUAGGAAAAACAGAUUUUGUAUUUGCUCUAAAAGAAAUCAAGCCAAGUGCAAUGAGAGAGAUUACUAUUGAUGUCCCAAAGGUUCUUUGGACUGACAUUGGUGGACAGGCUAUAAUCAAACAGAAGCUUAGACAAGCAGUUGAAUGGCCAUUACGUCAUCCUGAAGUAUUCCAUCGUAUGGGAAUAGAACCACCGCAAGGUGUCCUGCUGUAUGGACCACCAGGAUGUUCCAAGACUAUGAUAGUCAAGGCAUUGGCCACAGAAACACAACUUAAUUUUAUUGCAGUGAAGGGUCCUGAGCUGUUCAGUAAAUGGGUGGGUGAAUCUGAGAGAGCUGUACGUGAAGUAUUCCGUAAAGCCAGAGCUGCAUCCCCCGCAAUAGUAUUCUUUGAUGAGAUUGAUGCUUUGGCAUCAUCAAGAGGAGGUUCUUCAGGCAGUGGCCAAGUUACUGACAGAGUCCUUGCACAAUUGCUGACAGAAUUGGAUGGAAUAGAGAAGUUGACUGAUGUCACCAUAGUAGCAGCUACCAAUAGACCUGAUGUGAUAGAUAAAGCUUUGCUGAGACCAGGCAGAAUAGACCGAAUAUUGUAUGUGCCACUGCCAGAUGAGCAAACCCGCAGAGAAAUACUCCAGAUACAGUUUCGGAAGAUGCCUAUUGGCAGCGAUGUUAGUCUGGAGAGUUUAGUUGGCAACACUGGAAGGUAUUCAGGAGCAGAAGUUGUUGCAGUCUGCCAUGAAGCUGCACUUGCAGCAAUGCAAGAAGAUAUACAUGCAGAGUUUAUAAUGGAAAGACAUUUUAAACAAGCUUUGUUGGCUGUCACACCGCGAAUCACAGAGGACCUUAUAGAGUUCUAUGAACAAUAUAAAGACAUCAGUGGUCUACAUACUGUGUGAUGUCAUCUGGCUUUGCUGGUUGUCAUACCGCGAAUCACAGAGGACCUGAUAGAGUUCUAUGAACAAUAUAAAGACAUCAGUGGUCUACAUACUGUGUGAUGUCAUCUGGCUUUGUUAAAAGCUGUAUAUAAAUUAUUAUG
Messenger RNA from Saccoglossus kowalevskii, 2906 nucleotides. Its product is annotated as ATPase family gene 2 protein homolog A-like. Gene Ontology annotation, cellular component: cytoplasm. The record is from RefSeq and is a predicted model, not a curated record. Gene Ontology annotation, molecular function: ATP hydrolysis activity; ATP binding. Lineage: Eukaryota; Metazoa; Hemichordata; Enteropneusta; Harrimaniidae.